UAUAAAAGAGAAGGGGUAGAAGCUGAAAGGAGUGGGAAAUAGCGGGCGUUGUAACGUCUGUGAGAGUCGUGUCGCUACUUCCGAGGAAAUAGCACCUUACAGGAUACCUUGUAAGUUCAGGUAGCGAAGGAAGAACUGUUAUCGAGAUGUCGAGGCCAAUUCUCAGCAGGCCGCGCACGCGUGUAUACGGAUGCAAUUAUGACAAAGGAGAAUCGUAUUAUAAACCAAUGGUCGAUCAUUUGGAUCGAAAGUACUGUUCCCGGCCAUUGUUUUCUGAACCAAGAACUUCGAUAGCUGACGAGAUUGCAGCGCGACGAGGCGACAUCGGCUCGCGUGACCUCUCCGGUCCUCGCAACAGUUCCCUUGGCCAUGACCUUGACCUCGAAUUAGACCCCUCGAUUCGCGGCCCCCAAUUACCACUACCCUCCCUGGCCACCGACAAUCUGUUUUCCGAAGACGAGGAUAUUGUCUACAAUAGCCGUGGGCAGCGCAGUCGGCGUCGAUUCGCAGAAAAUUUCGUCAACGAUGUUACCGCGACGACACAGCAUCUCAAAGCAAAACUGGCCAACAUUGGAUUGGAGGAGGAAGUGGACGCCGUGUUGGGACGACCGCGUCGCCUACGACAGGAGGAGGAUCUCAGCACGAGGAAGAACCUACAAGAUGUGUCGUCUAUCAGCAAGGAGGCAGAAGCCAGUUUCAAGAGGCGAUCCAAGCUGUUCGACGAGAUAGACGCAAUGGACGAGACUAAACCGAUGCUUACAAAAUGGUCGAGACUGAUCAACGAUGACGACAGUUUGGUACCAGUGAGUGCUGCUGCGACAAGAGCCAAGCAAACGAAAGCUCGUUUAAACGACCUCGAGUCGGAAAUGGAAGAGCUCGCUGAAAAACAAGCGAAACGAGAACGCAGGGCAGCAGCGCUCAGAGCUUUGAUCAAUGAAAGUAGCACAGAUGCGGAGAAUCUGUCGUCGUUGCAGAAGAAAUCUGUCGUCAGCAAGAAGUCGGUCUCUAUUCGCAGCAGUGAACGCUCAGAGAAACACGUUCCUUUUUAAAUCGAUUUAUUUGCAUAUAUUGCAAAUUACCUGCACGAUGUUCGUAUCAAUCUAAUCUUGUCUAUU
Habropoda laboriosa is the source of this 1115-nucleotide messenger RNA. RefSeq lists its product as uncharacterized. The coding region runs from base 147 to 1049 and encodes 300 amino acids. The record is from RefSeq and is a predicted model, not a curated record. The transcript is spliced from 3 exons. Lineage: Eukaryota; Metazoa; Arthropoda; Insecta; Hymenoptera; Apidae.